GCCGGGGCUCCCGGCACAGGCUGUUUGUGCCACGAUAGCGGCUGUCAGUGGGGGCGCCUCCAGGGCGGAGCCAGUGGCCAGUUGGCAUUCUUGUAUGUCCAUCUUGGCAAGUUACCAUGUGUGUACACUCCAAUGUCAUCCUAAAAGAAGGCCUCUCCAGCAAACCAUUAAGACAGAGAGGGGAAGCAUCUCUGAAGAGGUUUCACUGUUGGAAUGCCUCAGAUUAAUACAGCUACAGUUCUGCAGAUUUGUGUGCUGCUAUCUGCACUUCCUGCACAGUAUUUCAUAUCCCAGUGGUAUGGAACAGACUCUGCUCAGCGCCUCCAAGUGACACAAAGGAUAAUUGGCUAUUGGAACAGUUUUAUAAAGUCCUACUUGAGUCUGGAUGCAUGGACAGAUCAUCUAAAGCUGUGGAUACCAAAGACAAGGAAUUGGUACUAUGGAGAAAAGAGAACUCAAGGUGUUGAAGAUGAAGAAGAAAUCCAUGCUUAUUUUGCAGAAUCAACUCACAUUCACAGUCCAAAGCCAGAAUCUGUUCAGUUUAAUGUGGGACAGGUGAUAGUACACAGAAGAUUUGGCUAUUCAGGAGUCAUUGUUGGCUGGGACAUAAAAGCUAGAGCUCCAGAAGAAUGGCUGCAGCACAAAUAUCCUCCAGAGAAACAGGGUCUAAGAGAUACUCCUCACUACCGAAUUCUUAUUAACCAAGCCAACAGCUUUGGCAAGACUACAGUUUACAUUCCUGAGGAGGAGAUAACAAUUAUUACAGGAUUAGAGAUACACAAUCCUGAUCUGACAGCUUACUUCAGUAGAUACGAUGGAUCUAAAUACAUUAUGCAAGCAUGGUUGAGAAAAAUCUACCCUCAUGACUGAAGUAUUUAACAUUAUAUGUAAAUUGUGCAUGUGAUGUACAACUGCACAGUGCAUUCCUUUUUUAAACUGGGACAAAUGGAAACUAGGGUAAAACUGAUUUGUAAAUUAUUUCAUUAAAGAAAUAAAAUUGAACUCUAUAUGAAA
Messenger RNA from Chelonia mydas (Green sea turtle), 1014 nucleotides. RefSeq names its product F-box only protein 21. NCBI's taxonomy places the organism in Eukaryota, Metazoa, Chordata, Testudines, Cheloniidae. The transcript has 8 exons. The record is from RefSeq and is a predicted model, not a curated record. Bases 214 to 870 code for a protein of 218 amino acids. Gene Ontology annotation, molecular function: DNA binding.